Molecule: messenger RNA, 2752 nt
Organism: Nanorana parkeri
Lineage: Eukaryota; Metazoa; Chordata; Amphibia; Anura; Dicroglossidae
Gene: FLRT2
Product: fibronectin leucine rich transmembrane protein 2
Exons: 2
Coding region: 559-2556 (665 amino acids)
Molecular function (GO): protein binding
Source: RefSeq, a predicted model, not a curated record
GGGGGGACAAGCUCCCGGGACCUGGAUCUGGAGGCACACGGGAUCCACCGACUAAAGUUUCUCUGGAUUUUUCGUUAUUUUUUGGGAUGUUCGGAGAGGGGGACCAAUGUGGAUUAUGCUGAGUUCGGGAAGAGGAGCCAGACCAGACCAGGUCAUGCAGCUGGAAGUUGAAGGAGAAGAGGUGAAAGAGUUCUCGCAACCUGAAAGCGAUCUCCUCUGACAAGACGACAGCUCACCCUCCUAACAAGCACUGUGCCAAAAGCCUGCUUAGUUUCACAAACUUUAUCCUUUCCUGGUGGAAACAAAACACGGAAACUACAAAGUGAUUAAUGAGCGCUUCAGUUUCUGCGGGUGUGCAAUCCUGGCUAAUGAGACUGCUACAUCGCCAUCCAUGGCAGGAGGUGCGCUCAUCAAAGGAUUACGGCACCUUUGGCUGUGAUGAGAUUUAUUCUUGCCAGAUGGCCGGACAAAAGCACAUUAAAUGCUGAGAUUUGCACUCCGAGUUUGCUUUUGCACCUCUCGUUUUAGCAAAGGCCUUUUAUUUUUUGGAAACCAGAAAUGGGCCUUCGGACAGUUUUGUGGCCCAAGGACUGGGUGUCCUUCUCGAAGUCCUGGAUUCUGUUCUUGCUUGGGCUUUCCAUGCAGGUGACCCAAACAUUGGCUUGUCCAAAGGUGUGCCGCUGUGACCGGAACUAUGUCUACUGUAACGAGCGGAGUUUGACCUCAGUGCCUCUUGGAAUUCCGGAGGGUGUAACCGUGCUCUACCUCCACAAUAACCAAAUUAACAAUGCUGGAUUCCCCGCAGAACUGCACAACGUCCAAUCGGUGCACACGGUUUACUUGUACGGCAACCAGUUGGACGAAUUUCCGAUGAACCUUCCCAAGAAUGUCAGAGUGCUUCACCUCCAAGAAAACAACAUCCAGACCAUUUCAAGGGUAGCACUAGCACAGCUUUUAAAACUGGAAGAGCUGCACUUAGACGAUAACUCCAUCUCAACGGUAGGGGUGGAGGACGGAGCUUUCCGCGAAGCGGUUAGCCUAAAGCUGCUUUUUCUAUCCAAGAACCAUUUGAGCAGUGUGCCGGUUGGCCUCCCUUUUGUUUUACAAGAGUUGAGGCUGGACGAAAACCGUAUCGCUACUAUUUCAGACCAAUCCUUCCAAAACCUGACCGGCUUGGAACGUUUGAUUCUGGAUGGCAAUCUCUUAUCUAACAAAGGAAUUUCUGAUGGAACCUUUAGGCAUCUACCCAAGCUGAAGGAGUUUUCUAUGGUACGUAACUCUCUCACCAGUCCUCCUAACGAUCUCCAGGGCACCUACUUGGUAAAGCUGAACCUGCAGGACAACCAAAUUAAUCACAUACCAGUGUCAGCCUUUGCUAAACUGCACAAGCUCGAGAGAUUGGAUAUAUCAAACAACCGACUGCAGAGGUUGGUCAGGGGGGUUUUUGAUAACCUAACUAACCUAAAACAAUUGACUGCACGGAACAACCCUUGGUUUUGUGAUUGCUCCAUUCGGUGGGUUACUGAGUGGCUCAAAUCCCUUCCGGCCGCUAUCAAUGUUCGUGCUUUUAUGUGUCAGGGACCAGAGGAUUUCCGGGGAAUGGCGGUAAGAGAGCUCAACGUAAACCUUCUUUCCUGCCCAAACACCACGCUCACCUUACCGAAUGUUACCCAGCCUCCUCCAACCUCUGCCCCAACUACCCCUCCCACAACUGUUUUUAUACCUACUCCCACUGAAACACCUGCAGCCCCAACACCUACCCCAUCCCUUGCCCCCAUUACUGAGCCUGACCAGGAGAUCAUAGUAAUUGAGAAAGUGACGCCGCCCAUGCGAGGACGACUCCAGAUGUCCAUUCGCUUUGUGAACAAUACCUCCAUCCACAUCAGCUGGUUGACCUUUGUUAUGGUUGUCUCCUACAAGCUGACUUGGGUUAAGAUGGGUCACAGCCUGGUGGAAGGGAUCGUGAACGAACAAAUAAUCAAUGGUGAGAAACAUCACUGGAACCUGUUAAAUCUGGAACCCAAGUCCACAUAUCGGAUCUGCUUGGUUCCUUUGGAUUCUUUUAACAACUACCAGGCGGGUGAGGAGACUGUGUGUGCCGAGGCCACUACCAAGGCCUCUUCAUCAAAUAAUGGUAGCAACAGCCCCUCUAGCCACGAGCAGGACACGAUGACAGGCAUGGGCUCCCCAUUUCUGCUGGCAGGGUUAAUUGGGGGUGCAGUCAUUAUAGUACUCAUAGUCCUCCUAAGCGUCUUCUGCUGGCACAUGCACAAGAAGGGCCGCUACACGUCCCAGAAGUGGAAAUACAACCGUGGCCGCCGGAAAGACGACUACUGCGAGGCGGGCACCAAGAAGGACAACUCCAUCCUGGAGAUGACGGAGACCAGCUUCCAGAUCGUCUCCUUAAACAAUGACCAGCUCCUUAAAGGAGGUUUCAGACUGCAGCCCAUAUACACCCCAAACGGGGGCCUCACUUACACAGACUGUCACAUCCCCAAUAACUUGAGGUACUGCAACAACAGCAGCGUUCCAGACUUGGAGCACUGUCACACGUGAUAGGGACUUUGGGAGACCCCCCCCCCAAGCAGCGACAAAAAAAAAAAGACGGACUCUGCCGAAACAAAAAGGGGACAACGAGACUCGAAAAUGAAAACGGAAAAAAACAAAUUUACAUUUGAUAUUAGGCAGAUGCGUUUGUGCAUCGGAUACUCUGUAAUUUAUACGGUGUACUAUAUAGUGGAAUUUAAACAAA